AUUAGCCCCCUCAAGUACAUAUAAAUCAACCCCUUUAGCCUUUCUAUUACUUUUCUUUUACAAAAAAAGGACUCCCUCUUCCUUUCCGGGAAUCUCUCUGCCAGUGGCCCAUCUUCUUCGAUCGUUCUUUUUCAUCCAUUGACAUUGUUAUGAAAAGGAUUUUCUCUUUCGCCCCAAAUUACCAUCUUCACCUAUCACGCUCACUUGCUUAAUUACUCAAUUAAACAAUUCACUCAGUUCCAGGGUUUCUUUAUCGGGUUUAUAGGUCACAAAUCGGGAAGCAAUGGAUGACGGAGAACUCGAUUUCUCCAACCACGAGAUGUUUGUGGGUGAUAUCCCGAGCAGUGGUUCCAUGAACAGCUUCUUCGAUGAAAUCUUCAACGACACACACGCGUGUACUCAUAAGCACACAUGCAACCCUCCGGGACCUGAUUCAUCACACACGCACACAUGUUACCAUGUCCACACCAAAAUCCUACCUGCUACGAGUGAUGACGACAAAACCCCUACAGAAGACACCGCUGAAUCCUCCGACAAAAAAGGUAAGAAUCGUCCAUCAGGAAACCGGGAAGCUGUGAGAAAGUAUCGUGAAAAGAAGAAGGCGCGUGCUGCUUCAUUAGAAGACGAAGUAGUUAGAUUGACAGCAUUGAAUCAACAAUUGAUGAGAAGAGUUCAGAGUCAAGUAGGAUUAGAAGCAGAAGUAGCGAGGCUAAAGUGUUUGCUUGUUGACAUUAGAGGGAGAAUCGAUGGAGAAAUCGGAUCUUUUCCUUAUCAAAAACGCCACCAUCCAGUGGGUAAUCAGAAUUUGAGUAGUGGGUUCUUGUUGAAUCCUUGUAAUUUGCAGGGUGGUGAAUCGAUGCACCAUGAUCUGGACAUCAAUGGCUGUGACUUUGAGGAUCUACAAUGUUUAGGGAACCAAGGAUUGAUGCCGAAUCAGUCUACUGCUGGAAGUAAAAGAAAAGGUGGUCGUAGAUGAAUUGAGUACUGGAGUGAUGCAUGGAUCUUUGUUGGUGUACAAUAACUGGUGGAUUACUAGGGUUUUGUGGUCCAUGUUUUUGUAUGUUUAUUUAGUUUCAGUUUUUUUAAUCUUUAUGGAGCUUAGAUGAAUGUUGUUGUCAUCCAUCUGUUUUGAAUAAUAUAUGGCAGCUCAUAAUUUCUGAGUA
Lactuca sativa (garden lettuce) is the source of this 1163-nucleotide messenger RNA. Its product is annotated as basic leucine zipper 19. Gene Ontology annotation, biological process: DNA-templated transcription; regulation of transcription by RNA polymerase II. Lineage: Eukaryota; Viridiplantae; Streptophyta; Magnoliopsida; Asterales; Asteraceae. Gene Ontology annotation, molecular function: DNA-binding transcription factor activity, RNA polymerase II-specific; RNA polymerase II cis-regulatory region sequence-specific DNA binding. The record is from RefSeq and is a predicted model, not a curated record.